Messenger RNA from Vanderwaltozyma polyspora DSM 70294, 1440 nucleotides. RefSeq names its product translocon subunit SEC61 (gene SEC61). The transcript has a single exon. Gene Ontology annotation, biological process: post-translational protein targeting to membrane, translocation; SRP-dependent cotranslational protein targeting to membrane, translocation. Gene Ontology annotation, cellular component: membrane; Sec61 translocon complex. The record is from RefSeq and is a predicted model, not a curated record. NCBI's taxonomy places the organism in Eukaryota, Fungi, Ascomycota, Saccharomycetes, Saccharomycetales, Saccharomycetaceae. Bases 1 to 1440 code for a protein of 479 amino acids. Gene Ontology annotation, molecular function: ribosome binding; transmembrane protein transporter activity; signal sequence receptor activity.
AUGUCUGGACGUAUACUUGAUGCUUUCAAGCCUUUUGAAGCUUUCUUACCAGAAGUUAUCGCUCCUGAAAGAAAAGUUCCAUAUAACCAAAAAUUAAUUUGGACUGGUGUUUCAUUAUUAAUUUUCUUGGUUUUAGGUCAAAUUCCAUUAUAUGGUAUCGUUUCAAGUGAAACUGCCGAUCCACUUUAUUGGUUACGUGCAAUGUUAGCUUCAAAUCGUGGUACUCUAAUGGAAUUAGGUGUUACUCCAAUUAUUACCUCUUCAAUGAUAUUCCAAUUUUUGCAAGGUACUCAAUUGUUACACGUUGAUAUGCAAAAAAAGGAAGAUCGUGAAUUAUUUCAAAUCGCUCAAAAAGUCUGUGCUAUCGUCUUAACUUUUGGUCAAGCUGUUGUCGUCGUAGCUACAGGUAAUUACGGUAAGCCAAGUGAUUUGGGUUUGGCUAUUUCUUUGAUCUUAAUCUUUCAAUUGAUCUUCGCAUCUUUUAUCGUUCUAUUGUUAGAUGAAUUGUUAUCAAAGGGUUACGGUUUAGGUUCUGGUAUCUCUUUAUUCACAGCUACCAACAUUGCCGAACAAAUCUUCUGGAAAGCUUUUGCUCCAACUACUGUCGACACUGGACGUGGUGUUGAAUUCGAAGGUGCUGUCAUCGCUUUCUUCCAUUUGUUAGCUGUUAGAAAGGAUAAGAAGAGAGCUUUGGUUGAAGCUUUCUACAGACAAAACUUACCAAAUAUGUUCCAAGUUAUGUCUACAAUCUUUGUAUUUUUAUUCGUUCUAUACUUGCAAGGUUUCCGUUACGAAAUUCCAAUUAGAUCUACUAAUGUCAGAGGUCACUUUGGUUCUUAUCCAAUUAAGUUAUUUUACACUUCUAACACUCCAAUCAUGUUGCAAUCAGCUUUGUCUUCAAAUAUCUUUUUGAUUUCUCAAAUGUUGUACCAAAAAUUCCCAAGCAACCCUUUUAUUCGUUUAUUAGGUGUCUGGGGUGUUAAACCAGGUACUCAAGGUCCACAAGUUGCCUUAAGUGGUUUAUCUUAUUACAUUCAACCACCAUUAUCUUUGAAAGAAAUUCCAUUGGAUCCAAUUAAGAUCGCUGUUUACAUCGCCUUCGUCUUGGGUUCAUGUGCCAUCUUCUCAAAGACCUGGAUUGAAAUCUCUGGUACCUCUCCUCGUGACGUUGCCAAGCAAUUCAAAGAUGAAGGUUUGGUUAUUAAUGGUAAGAGAGAAAGCAACGUCUACAAAGAAUUAAAGAAGAUUAUUCCAACUGCCGCUGCUUUCGGUGGUGCCACUAUCGGUGCUUUAUCAGUUGGUUCAGAUUUCUUAGGUACUCUAGGUUCUGGUACUUCCAUCUUGAUGGCAACAACUACUAUUUACGGUUACUACGAAAUGGCCGCUAAAGAAGGUGGUUUCUCUAAGAGUUUAGUUGCCGGUGUCUCCGAAUUGAUGUAA